This is a messenger RNA of Brassica rapa (field mustard), 3311 nucleotides long. Its product is annotated as mitotic checkpoint serine/threonine-protein kinase BUB1. Gene Ontology annotation, molecular function: protein kinase activity; ATP binding. The record is from RefSeq and is a predicted model, not a curated record. Gene Ontology annotation, biological process: mitotic spindle assembly checkpoint signaling; protein phosphorylation; meiotic sister chromatid cohesion, centromeric. Lineage: Eukaryota; Viridiplantae; Streptophyta; Magnoliopsida; Brassicales; Brassicaceae.
AACAAAUAAAAAACAAAAUUCUUUUCCAAAUUUGAUGAAAUUCCAAAUACCUUUUUUUUUUGAUCUAACGAAAUUCCAAAUACCUAAUUCCAAAAUUUUCUCACAUUUCACAGCCACGUUAAGAAAAAGAAGAUCACGAUUUGAAACUGUUUUUUCAUAUAUUACCUUUCAUUUUUUUUGAUCUGCCGUUAUCUCUUUUUCAUCUCUCUUUGUCAUCUUCCACAUCUUCAUUUUUUUUUUCAUUUUUCUCUUUCUGUUGAGGUCUUCUACUGAUGCCAAAUUUUGUCAUACAAGUUUAUGAUUACUCUUAAUUAAGAUUCAGUUUCCUCUUUUCUCAGUUAAUAAUCUCUUAAUUGGUGUUACAAAAAAAAUCUCUUAAUUGUUUAUUUCAGGCUGAAUAUGGCACUUGAGUGUACUGCUGUUUCAAAGCUCGGCAGCAACUAAGGUAAUAAUACAUAUUUCCAACUUCAUUAGCUUCAUAACUGGUAUUUACAAAUCUCGGUUAUUUAUAUGGCUUAUCAUUUGUAGACUAUUUCCUUGCUUUUGCAUACAACAAAAACAGAGAGGGAAGAAGAAAAAAUGAUAAACUAGGCUUUAACAAAAAUGUUUCUCUGCAGAAGACAUAGUAAAAGAGCAAAAUUGUACAUAAUCUAAAACGAGAUAUAUCCUUUAGUUUUCUAUGAUCCUCUCUUUUAUGUUAAGCUUUAAUAUUUUGUUUCUCAUGUAGUUUUGAAGAAAUCAUAUUCCACGGCUAACAAAUAACGAUCAAAAGAUGUAGAAAGACAGCAAAAAAACCUAACACUCUACCAAUGAAAAUAACUAUCAACAACCCAGCCCAUCUCCAUACCACACAUUCUGAUAUCACGUUUGAAAUCUUUAGGUGUUACAUCUAUUUUAUCCAAGGUCAGAAUUUAUCUCAUGUUGAAAUCUAUUUUUUUAAUUCAUGGCCAACUAAAUUGCCGCCAUAUCGAGAGUCUUAAAGUCAAAAAAGUUUUGAAAUCUUAACUGUUAAUGAAGAGGGGGAAAAGGGAUAACAAAAAAACAAUGUUUCUCAGAGAAUUUUCAUAAAAUUAGAGAACCGUAUUCAUCUUUAGGUGUAAGAAAUAAAAAGUGUGGACGUAUUACAAGAAAGAUAGGGAUGCAGCAGCAAUCUCUUAAUCAUGUUGUUAAGAUAUUUGACUAAAAUAAUAUUUUUUCUUGAAAAUUAUUUUACAGUUUCAUGAUCAAAUAAUUUAAUAGAAUAAAUUUAACCGUGCGUGUAGCACGGGAUAACACUAGUUGAUGGUAUAAAACCUAAGAUUUAAACUAAAUAACGUACGCGGCAAGUCACUGUGGUUUAUUUCAAUCGAAUGAUCGGACCGGUUUGCUGCUGGCUCUUUCAAACCGGGCGGGCUUUGUCAAAUUGGACCGAAUAAAAUUGGUUCGUAAGAAAAAAUCUUAAAACAAACAACGAGGCCCACAAACACUGUUGGGCCCUCCUAAAGAAGUCCAACAAGUUUUGAAUUUCAAAAGUUUUCACUUCCCUCUUUCUCUCCCCACUCUCGCCGGAAAGAAAAAAAAAAAAACUCUCAGAACAAAUAUCUAAUCUCUCCUCUUUCGAUUCCAAAACCGACCAUGAGCUCCUCCUUAUCAUCAUCACCCACCUCCCUCCACGACCCGCUCUUCCCCUGGCUUCUGAAGAUUCGAAAAUCGACGGAAGAUGUAUGCUCCGGUAGAACUUCCGGCGAAGAUCUCGACGAGCUUCUCUACGAGUGUAUCUCAACUUACAAGGAAGAUCCUCGGUACCGAAACGACGUCAGAUUCCUCAAGAUCUGCUUUCUCUACCUUGAGGGGAGUGAAGAUUUCGAGAGUGUUUAUAAAGAAGUAGAAGAGAACGAGAUAUGCAUAGGGCACUCGUUGCUCUACGAAUGGUAUGCUACUUUCCUCGAGCUCAAAGGGUUAUGGAUAAGAGCUCAUUUGGUUUAUCAGACUGGUCUUUCUAGGGAAGCUCAACCGUUUGAUAGGUUAAAAGAGGCUCACUCUUUCUUCUUGCAACGAAUCUCUAAACGGACUAAACCAUCUUCUCUUGUUAAGGUUGGUGAGACGCUUUUUGUUAACCCCUGGGAGACCUCCACUGUGGACGGUUUGAUUCUCAAGAUUAAACCCCAGCUUGUCAAAUAUGAUGGUUACUAUGCAACCAACAAAGCCUUCCCCUCCAAAGCCAACUUGUCUUUUUUGCAGAACUUUUCAAGAAAUAAGAUCAUUGACAUAGGUGGAAGGAAGUACCAGAUCAAGGGAUGUGCUGGUCAAGGUGGUUUUGCUCAAGUGUUCAAAGCAUGUAUUGACUCCAAUCCUGAUGAAAUUGUUGCUCUCAAGGUACAAAAGCCACCUUUCCCUUUGGAAUUCCACAUGUAUCGCCAGCUUGACCGCAGGAUCCCCGAGAACCAAAGAUCAAGUUUUGGAUUGGCUCAGAGAGUGCACAUGUAUUCAGACUGCAGUAUACUUGUGUGCGAUUAUCUAUCACAUGGGACACUCCAGGACGUCAUAAACUCGUAUGUCGUUGUUGGCAAAUCCAUGGAAGAAGUUUUGUGCAUGUAUUACACAAUUGAGAUGCUGUACAUGCUGGAAACUCUGCACAGUGUUGGAAUCAUUCAUGGUGAUUUCAAGCCAGACAAUCUGCUCAUCCAAUACCCUCCGAAAAAUCUGACCGAGACAGGCUUUCAUGAAAAAACAGGCUCUUGGAGCAAUCAGGGUCUGUGUCUUGUGGACUGGGGUAGAGGAAUAGACUUGAGCCUGUUUCCUAGCACCACCCAGUUUACAGGAGAUUGUCGUACGUCAGGUUUCCGUUGCACAGAGAUGAAGGAGAACAAACCUUGGAAGUUUCAGGUGGACACUUAUGGACUCUGCGUAAUCGUACAUAUGAUGCUGCACAACACAUACAUGGAGAUCGAUAAAAAACAAUCUCUGGACGGUGGACACGUAAAUAUGCCAAGAACUUCCUUCAAAAGAUACUGGAACGUGGAUCUGUGGAAGGAACUAUUCACGAAGCUGCUCAACAGUGAGACGUGUGAAGAUGACACUGAGACACUGAGGAGUCUGAGAAAGUCGAUGGAAGCGUAUAUAUGCUCUGAUCCUAAGCUCAUGGACAAGCUUAACGAGUUACUCGCCAAACAACGCGUCUCUUUAUGUUCUUCGUAAUUAUAAAGAGUCUCUGUAAAGUCUGUUUGUGUGUGAAAAAAAGAAAGAAAGAAAGAAAGAAGGAAACCUUUUUAGACACUCUGCUUGCCUCUAUCUCAGUGAUGCGCAAUAUGUUAGUUUGACAAAUUUAUGUA